AUGAGUUUACGUCUAGGAGUAAAAUCAUGGGCACUUCGUCCAACAAACAUGUUGUUAAAAAGUACAGUAGCCAACUCACAUGGACAAUUGAGUAUGAUAAGGCACAACUCCACUAAGACAACCAUAUAUGAUCAAGUCACAGGCAAAACGAUACCACUCGCUGAUCCUGAGCACCCAGAGUGGGCUGAUUACAAGAAUCCACCAGCUAUCUUGGCUCAAAAGAAAGAUCCAUACUUGAAAUACGACGACCAACAAAAUAGAAGAAACUUGAAUGAUCCUGUGAAUAUGGACGAAGAUCUUUACGACAUUUGGUCCCCUGACUACUACGACUUUGUUUCUGACUCAACCGCCUUGAAGCAUAAUGGUAUCUUUUUUGGACUACUUUUUGGCAUAGCUGGGGUCGUGGCUUAUUUCCAGUUGAACCCAGAAAAGCCAGCAAUGAUAAGAUCAUUUCCAUAUAAUGGAUUGGCUGAUGCAUUGGGUGCCACAUCAAAAGAGGAUGCUCCGUUUUAUCAGAAUAAACCAGACGUUGAUGCUGAAAAGGAUUGUGGAGUGUUGCCAGAAGAGUCUGAUGUUGCAUCGAACAAAGAUUCUUAUGAAAGGAGUAACGCUUCGUUUAUAAAAGCUUAA
Messenger RNA from Lodderomyces parapsilosis, 630 nucleotides. RefSeq lists its product as uncharacterized. Gene Ontology annotation, cellular component: mitochondrion. The transcript has a single exon. The record is from RefSeq and is a predicted model, not a curated record. NCBI's taxonomy places the organism in Eukaryota, Fungi, Ascomycota, Pichiomycetes, Serinales, Debaryomycetaceae. The coding region runs from base 1 to 630 and encodes 209 amino acids.